Helicoverpa zea (corn earworm) is the source of this 1902-nucleotide messenger RNA. RefSeq names its product cytochrome P450 315a1, mitochondrial (gene sad). The transcript is spliced from 8 exons. Gene Ontology annotation, molecular function: monooxygenase activity; oxidoreductase activity, acting on paired donors, with incorporation or reduction of molecular oxygen; iron ion binding. The record is from RefSeq and is a predicted model, not a curated record. Gene Ontology annotation, cellular component: mitochondrial inner membrane. The coding region runs from base 301 to 1773 and encodes 490 amino acids. Lineage: Eukaryota; Metazoa; Arthropoda; Insecta; Lepidoptera; Noctuidae. Gene Ontology annotation, biological process: C21-steroid hormone biosynthetic process; cholesterol metabolic process; cortisol metabolic process.
UCAUAAAAAGCAAUUAUAAAAUAAACAACUCACUGUAAUGUGAUGACUAUUGCAGAUAUAUGAAACCAUAGCUCUUCACAUUAAACAGAUAGCGUAAGCGGACUUAAAAUUUAAAUACCUAAAUGUAUUCCUGUCGGAAUAAUACAUUAUGCACUGGAUAAAAUGAUUACCAAGUCAAUGAGAUUUACCUAGAAAGACAAAAAGAUCAGGUAGCGGUUCUGCGGAACUGAGAGUAAAGUAUGAUUUAGUUUGUGAAGAGACGCAGUGAGAUCAACUUCAUUCACACAGCAUUGAGAUACCAUGCAACGCAUCAACGCAACGCCGUUUUUAAAACUACUAUCAUACAGCAAGAUGUGCCUGUCACGAAAUGCUUGUAUAACACCUUUGUCGAUUGAUGAUAUGCCACGUCCAAAAUCGUUACCUAUCAUAGGGACAAAAUUAGAAUUCAUCGCUGCAGGUAGCGGAACCAAGUUACACGAAUAUGCAGAUCGACGUCAUAAGCAGUUAGGUCCUUUGUACUGUGAAAAGUUAGGCGGUAACACUGAUCUGGUAUUCGUAAGUGAUCCUAUGCUAAUUAGGUCAUUAUUUAUUAACCUUGAAGGGAAGUAUCCAGUUCAUAUUUUACCUGAACCCUGGGUACUAUAUGAAAAAAUAUAUGGGUCAAAAAGAGGCUUAUUUUUUAUGAAUGGGGAAGAGUGGUUAAAUAAUCGUAGAGUAAUGAACAAGUUUUUACUUAAAGAAAACUCCGAAAAUUGGUUCGAAAUCCCCGUUAAAAAAACUGUUAACAAUCUGAUACAAAGAUGGAAAAUUGAAACUGAAAAAGGACAAUUUAUACCUGAUUUGGAGACGGAGUUUUAUAAGUUUUCUAUAGAUGUUAUAAUAGCAGUGAUGCUAGGCAGUUCUUCAUCUCUUCAGCGAGAUAGACAUUAUGAGGCUCUGUUAGAUAUGUUUUCGGAAACAGUCAAGAAGAUUUUUCAAACAACAACAAAAUUAUAUGGAUUGCCCGUUGAUAUCUGCCAAAAACUAAACUUAAAAGUAUGGAGAGAAUUCAAGGAAUCGGUUGACGGAUCUCUAUCACUAGCUCAUAAAAUUGUCGGGGAAAUAUUGAUGAAUAGCAAGAAUGGCGAUGGACUGAUAAAUCUUCUCGUGAAUGAAAAUGUGAAACCCGAUGACAUUAAAAGAAUAAUCGGAGAUUUCGUAAUUGCCGCCGGAGACACAACGUCUUACACAUCUAUAUGGACACUAUUUUUACUUUCAAAGAAUGAAAAAGCGCGAGAAGAAUUGUACCAAAGAGACUCCUACAUAAAUCAUGUCAUUAAGGAGUCGAUGAGAUUAUAUCCUGUUGCACCAUUUUUAACCAGAAUUUUGCCCAAAGAGACCAUUUUUGGAAAUUAUAAACUAAGCAAAGGCACUCCCAUCAUAGCCUCAAUUUAUACAUCAGGCAGAGAUGAACAAAACUUUAGUAGAGCUAAUGAAUAUCUGCCUUAUCGCUGGGACCGUAAUGAUGCUAGGAAGAAUGAACUAGUGAACCAUGUGACUUCUGCUUCACUACCAUUCGCGCUUGGCGCCAGAUCUUGCAUUGGGAAGAAGUUAGCAAUGCUACAGAUGACAGAACUAAUCAGUCAGAUUGUCCAAAACUUUGAAUUUGAGUGUUUAAACAAAGAUGAGGUAACAGCAAAUACUUCACAAGUUCUUGUACCAAGCAGAGACAUACAGUUGUCCUUUACAUUACGUCAAACAGAAAAAAGGCAGUUUGAUAAAGUCACUGUUUAAUACAUGCAGAAUAUAAUAAUGACAAAAUUAUGUUCCUCCACUUUUGUUACAUGUGCUAUGAAAAAUAUUUAACAAUGCAUUAAAGUUAAGUUUAAAAAGUAUAUUUACAAUAUAUUUGUAGCUCAGCAA